CCCCUUGUGAUCUCUCCUAUAUAUAAAGAUCGUAGAUUUUCUGGUUUACAUAUCAUACUUUCAUCCCUCAUUUAUAGAUAAAGAAAAAAGAAUGGCCGAAACCCCAAACAUAGUUUACUGCCGUGAAAUUCCAGAUGUGAUUCUCUCCAUCAUAUUCUCCUUAGUCACUGAUACCCGAGCUCGCAAUGCCGUUUCCCUUGUGUGUAUCAAAUGGCACUUGCUUGAGCGCUCCACCCGCACCUCCCUUACCCUCCGUGGCAAUAUCCGCGACCUUGUCCUCCUCCCAACAUGUUUCCGUGCUGUCACCCAUCUAGACCUCUCUUGCAUAUCCCCAUGGGGCUACCCUCUUCUUGAUUCCUCCUCGGAUCCACCACUCAUUGCUCAACACCUCCGCAUUGCAUUCCCCUCUGUUGUUUCCCUAACAGUUUAUGCACGAAAUCCUUUCACUCUCGGUCUUCUUGCUCCUCAGUGGCCUAAUUUGCUCCAUGUUAAGCUCAUUCGGUGGCAUCCCCGUCCGCCUGUUCCUCCUGGGGCAGACUUUCUUCCCUUGUUUGAACAUGGCCACUCACUUUCUUCCCUUGACCUCUCCAAUUUCUAUUGCUGGACGGAGGAUCUCCCACCAGCACUCCAGGCACACCCUUCUUUUGCUACUUCUCUUUCCCAUCUGAACAUCCUCAGACAUUCUUUUUCUGAGGGAUUCAAGUCUCAUGAACUUUUAGCCAUCACCGCGGUCUGUCCAAACCUACAGAAACUUCUUGCUACUUGUACAUUCGACCAUAGAUUCAUUGGCUUUGUCAGUGAUGAAACUUUGCUUUCUCUUGUUUCUAACUGCCCUCGUCUUUCCCUCCUCCACCUCGACGAUACCAAAGCUGAAACAAAUGACGAAGGCUACACAUCCGAGGAUGCCAGGAUCACCCACACUGCACUCAUUGAUGUUUUCUCCGGUUUGCCUUUGCUUGAAGACUUGGUCCUCAAUGUUUGUCACAAUGUUAGAGAUGCCUGGCAAUCCUUGGAGCUGCUUAAUUCCAAAUGUCCCCGGAUGAAGUCCCUGAAAUUAGGACAAUUCCAUGGAAUCUGCAGAGAUACAGAUUCCGAUGUACCUAACGGAAUUGCUGUUUGUGUAGGGUUGGAAUCUUUGUCCAUCGAGAACUCGGCGGACUUAACUGAUUCAACAUUGGUUGCAAUCUCUCAUGGUUGUCCUAAUCUCUCCAAGUUUGAAGUUCAAGGAUGCAACAGAAUAACAGAAACAGGGAUAUCUACAUUUGUUCGUGUUCUUCAGAAGACUCUAGUCAAUGUUAAAAUCUCCGAUUGUAGGAACCUCAACGCUGCCAGCUCAUUAGACGCCCUGGAACCAAUACGGACCCAGAUAAAACGACUACAUGUAGACUGCGUUUGGGGAAGCAUCGGAAAACCAGAAACCGAAACGGCUAGUUCUUCUUCAAAUAAACGACCGCGGACGUCUGAAGAAACAGGGUCGAAGAAGAAAUCGAAGUAUUACAGUGGAGAUGGAAAUGAAGGUUUAGUUAAUUCAAGAACAUGGACGAAACUGGAGUGUCUUUCCCUUCGGAUCGCCGUCGGCGAAUCGCUCAACCCAUUAACUAUGGUGGGUCUGGAUAACUGUCCUGUUCUAGAAGAGAUAAGGAUUAAAACAGAAGGCGAUUGCCGGCAGCGGCCGAGGCCCUACGUGGACGCAUUUAGGUUGAGCUCGCUUGCCGGUUAUCCAAAGCUAUCAAGGAUGGAGCUAGACUGCGGCAGCGCAAUUGGGUAUGCUCUGACUGCGCCGUUAGACCAUGCCGACCUGAGUUUGUGGGAGAGGUUUUUUCUGAUGGAAAUUGCAGAUUUGAAUCUGAGUGAGCUCAACUACUGGCCUCCGCAGGACAUGGAUGUGAACCAGAGGAGUUUGUUACUACCGGCGGCGGGAUUGCUUGCUCAAUGCCGGAAUCUGAGGAAACUGUUCAUCCACGGAACGGCGCAUGAGCAUUUCAUGAUGUUUCUUCUUCAAAUUCCGACUUUGAGAGAUGUGCAAUUAAGGGAAGAUUAUUAUCCAGCGCCGGAGGAUGAUUCCAGGACGGAGAUGAGAGUCGACUCCUGCUACCGGUUUGAGGAUGCCCUCAAUCGGCGGCAGAUACCUGACUGAAAUCACGCAUCCAAUAAAAAAAUUUAUAAAUUGAAAUUUGGCACAAAUUUUGUCAUAUAUAUAUAUAUAUAAUUAUUGAAUAAAGAGCUACUCUUAGU
Rubroshorea leprosula is the source of this 2235-nucleotide messenger RNA. NCBI's taxonomy places the organism in Eukaryota, Viridiplantae, Streptophyta, Magnoliopsida, Malvales, Dipterocarpaceae. The record is from the annotation of a GenBank genome assembly.